Molecule: messenger RNA, 834 nt
Organism: Entamoeba histolytica HM-1:IMSS
Lineage: Eukaryota; Evosea; Mastigamoebida; Endamoebidae
Exons: 1
Coding region: 1-834 (277 amino acids)
Source: RefSeq, a predicted model, not a curated record
AUGAUUAUAUUUAUAUUGUUUAUUAUAUUUACUAGUGCAACAGAUUCUAUUACCAGUAAAGAAGAAAUAAACAAAGAAGUUGUAUAUACUCAAAUACACACAAAUAAUAUUAACGAAAGAAUGUACACUAGAUAUAACAUACAUUUAAAGGAAGAAACUUAUGUGACUGGAGAAAGUAUAACUAAAGAAGAAUCAGCAUCAACGAGUCUGGGUAAAACAGAUAAAGGACAACAGAGUGGAAAAGUAAGUGAAGGAAAUCAAGGAGCAACUGAAGAAAGCUCAGGGAAGAAAAACGAAGAAAAACCAAAACAGCAACAAGAAGUAUCUAAGAAAGAAGAAAUUCCUGAAAAAGGAAGUAAAAGCUCAGAAAAGAAAGAAAGUCUGAAAGAAAAUAAUCAAGAAAAUCAAACUCAACAACAAGAACUUAAUGAAUAUGAGGAUGAAACUGAAAAAGAUAAGAAAAAAACUCAAGAAGAAAGUGAAUCAGAUCAAAAACAAGAUAAGGCAAGUACAAACCAGAGUAAAGGAACAACAUCAGAGAAAAAAGAUAGUAAGGUUGGUACAAACAAUAAAGAUGGAACAAGUCCUGAAGCACAAAAUGACAAAGUCAAAAAUCCAGACACUGAGAGUGCAAAUAAAAAAAAUGAAAAUACAGAAGAACAAGAAAAACAAAAGCAAAAAGAGAAAGAAGAACAAGAAAAGAAAGAAAAAGAGAAUAAACCAAUAAAUAAUUCUGAUAAGUCUGAUAACAAUAACACUAAUCUUAAUAACCUUGACUCUACCACAAAUAUUUUCAUUCUUCUUUCGUUCAUGAUUAUUUUUACCAUUUUCUAA